AUGGCUUUGAGAAAGGACCCCAGUCUUCAAGCAGAGUUAACAAAAUGGUGUGAAGCAGCCAGUAUUGAUUCUACUCAUGCUUUAAUCCUGUUAAAUGUACCUGUUUACACAGAAGUGGCAGAGAUUGAAGAUGUAAUGGAAACUGUCAAAGCUCUGGGAAGGGUUCGAGUGAGGGACACAAGAGAAGGACCUACUGCCCAGUCUAUGAUGGUUCUAUGUGAGUGCCGACAAGCCACUGACUCCACCCGUAUUCCUCCUGAAGUGACAAGGGGGGAAAAGAGUGAGCCCUGGUCAGUUAUCGUGAUUCAACCAAGUGAAAGUGCCUCUAAUACAGAUGCUGAAGGAUUCUCUGAAAAGCUGACAAAGUUCCUGAUGGAGGAAGGGAAAACUUUCAGUGACGUAAAAGCUUUAAUUACACCCCACAGUGCUGGUGAUAGUUCUCCUGAAUCAAUUAUACGUGCAAUGGGUGAAGUACUGGAAAAGACCAUAAAGCCAACAAGUGAUGGAAAUGCAUACCGACGACUUCGGACAUUUUCAGCCAUUGUUCCAACCCCAAUUGGAGAGGAAAACAUGGAUAACUGGAUAGAUCAAGCAAGGCUCAUGAUAACUGAGUGUGACUGUACUGAAAAAGACAAACGACGCAGAAUCAUGGAAAGCCUUAAAGGACCAGCAAUGGAAAUAGUGAGAGCUGUUCGUUUCUCAAAUCCAGAAGCAGAUGCUUUAGAGUAUGUGGAAGCAUUAGAGAGUUCCUUUGGAUCUUCAGAGUCUGGUGAAGAUCUGUAUUUUAAGUUUUGA
Danio rerio (zebrafish) is the source of this 795-nucleotide messenger RNA. The record is from RefSeq and is a predicted model, not a curated record. Lineage: Eukaryota; Metazoa; Chordata; Actinopteri; Cypriniformes; Danionidae.